CCGUUGACCGUUGGAAUGGUAUUUGGAUCUUUGAUCAUUCUACGAACCGUGAAGCCGGCCGCAGAGAAUCUGAGCCCACAACUAAUAAAUACGUUGAAUUCAAUCAGAUCACAAAAUGUAAAUAAUAAACAAAGAGCUCAGAACAUCUCCAUCUCACUCCAUAAAUUUGCCCAAAUUGAAAAACCUAAAUGUCAGAUUGUUAAUCCACUCUUAAUUCCACAUUUUCUCUGUGAUAAUUUGAACUUACAUAACUGCCAUUGCAGAGAGAGAGAGAGAGAUUCAGGAGCAUUCGACGAUUCAAAGUGGAGGUCUCGGAAUCUUCAAUCAAGAAUGGAUUCUGAAACAACUGAACCAUCUCAAUCGAGGCCCGAUAAAGGUUCUAAUGUUGGAUCUUCACCUUCCGUGGUCUCUGAGAAAGAAAGCUCGGUGCAGGAUUCAUCUUCCAUGCUGUCUACAUCUGCCAUAUCUUCUUGGGCCAAAAGUUUGAAACUUCCACAAAUGCAACAGGACUCACAGUCUGCGAAUGCUGGGACUUCCACCUUUUCACGUCUGGCUAGUGGGCUUCGAAUGCAGAUUCCUUCAAAAACAUCUGUACCAACUGAAAGCUCUAAUAACAACUCUGUAACUGCACAGUCAGUUAUCGGAUCAUUCACGAAAGGAAUAGUCGACUCUUCGUUAACUGCCGUGAAGGCUGUGCAAGUAAAGGCAAGACACAUGGUCUCACAAAAUAAGCGAAGAUACCAGAAAGGAGGAUUUGACCUAGAUAUGACAUAUAUAACCGAGAAUAUAAUUGCUAUGGGGUUCCCUGCUGGUGACCUAAGUUCUGGCUUGUUUGGAUAUUUUGAGGGAUUCUAUCGGAAUCAUAUGGAGGAAGUGAUCAAGUUUUUUGAGACCCAUCACAAGGGAAAAUACAAGGUGUACAAUCUUUGUUCGGAGAGGUUAUAUGAUGCUUCGCUGUUUGAGGGAAAGGUUGCAUCUUUCCCAUUUGAUGACCACAAUUGCCCACCUAUUCACCUUAUAAAACUGUUUUGUCAAAGUGCUUUCUCAUGGUUGGAGCCAGACAUAUUGAAUGUGGUAGUGGUUCACUGUAAAGCUGGGAAGGCAAGGACAGGAUUGAUGGUUUGCAGCCUUCUUCUGUUCUUAAAGCUUUACCCAACUGCCAAUGAGUGUAUUGAUUACUACAACGAGCAAAGAUGUACUGAUGGAAAGGGUCUUAUUCUUCCAAGCCAGAUUAGGUACGUGAAAUAUUUUGAGCGAAUCUUGACAGAGUUCAAUGGCGAAACCCCCCCUGGACGUAGGUGCAUGCUAAGAGGAUUUAAGCUUCACAAUUGUCCGUAUUGGGUUAGGCCUUCUAUUACAAUAUCUAAUCACAAUGGAAUCUUGUUUUCAACAAAAAAACACCCAAAGACCAAAGAUCUCAUGCCUGAGGAUUUCUGGAUCCGUGUACCAAGAAAGGGAGUAGUGGUUUUUGCCCUACCAGGAGAACCUGGUCUAACCGAAUUGGUGGGGGACUUCAAAAUUCAAUUUCAUGAUCGCCAAGGAGAUUUCUAUUGUUGGAUGAACACAACAAUGAUGGAAAAUAGAGUGAUUUUAGAUGCUUCUGACCUCGAUGACUUUGACAAUAGAAAGUUGCCUUCCCCAGGAUUCCAAGUCGAAAUUGUGAUGAUAGACUACGAUGGAACAACAAUUCCCAAGACCAAAACUGAUCACAACACAAAGGGCGAAGAAGGAAAAUCGAGUAAUGAGAGUAAAGCUAACUCCGAACAGAGUAAUGCCUCGAGAAAACAAAAUAAAGACGACGAUGUAUUUUCUGAUAGUGAAGGGGAAGAAGAAUCUACUACUUCAAGAAGCAAGCAGGGUAACACCAUUUCUACUGAAUCUAGGUCCGAUGCUGGGGGCAUUUCCACCAUUUCACAUCAAACCGAAAAGCUCUCUCUCGGUAGAGAAUCCACAAGCUCGGAGCAUAGAACUUCCCAUGAAGUGAACAUUGAUGGAGCUGAGAGAGCUACUGCCAUAAUCCCAAACUUGGACUCAGCCGAUAUAAAAGCCAUUGCAGCGGAUGCCUCGGUUUUCAGUUUCGGUGAUGAUGAAGAUUAUGAAAGUGAUUGAUAUAAUGAUUAUAGCAACUUUAACAACUCUUGUAAGGCUUCAAGAUACCUGUUUUUUUUUUUUUUUUUUUUUUUAAUGUGGUAUUGCUAACUGAUGAUUGAUGUUGUAUGCUAACUAAUAUUAUAUCCAUUUCUUUUUUGCUGGUUUUGUUUUUCA
This is a messenger RNA of Erythranthe guttata (spotted monkey flower), 2265 nucleotides long. Its product is annotated as phosphatidylinositol 3,4,5-trisphosphate 3-phosphatase and protein-tyrosine-phosphatase PTEN2A. The record is from RefSeq and is a predicted model, not a curated record. Gene Ontology annotation, molecular function: phosphatidylinositol-3,4,5-trisphosphate 3-phosphatase activity. NCBI's taxonomy places the organism in Eukaryota, Viridiplantae, Streptophyta, Magnoliopsida, Lamiales, Phrymaceae. Gene Ontology annotation, biological process: dephosphorylation. Gene Ontology annotation, cellular component: cytosol.